UUGAUAGAACACGAGUGAAUUGUUGUCUUUUUGUUUGGAUUUCGAAGGAGGCUGUUACAAUUUCGGUUACAUUUAAAUGGCUACAACGGCUAGUCCUAGGAAAUCAAGAAAGGUAGAAGGAGAAGCAAACGGCGGGGACGAACACGAAAUUGUCGUGGAGAUAGAUAGUGUUCAGAAUGAAAUAGACACCUUGAAUGAAAAAGCCUCGGAAGAGAUUCUGAAAGUUGAGCAGAAAUUUAACUUGUUAAGAAAGCCACAUUUUGAACGGCGGACAGAUCUUAUCUCAAAGAUUCCACAUUUUUGGGUCACUGCUUUUUUAAACCAUCAACAAAUUAGUGCCCUGCUUGACGAAGAAGAUGAAGAAGCAUUACAAUAUCUUAAAUCAGUUGAAGUUGAGGAGUUUGAGGAUAUAAAAUCUGGAUAUAGGAUAAAAUUUCAUUUUACAGACAAUCCAUUCUUUGAAAAUGAUUUGAUUAGCAAAGAGUUUUCUUUAAAUGACAGUGGUGAUCAAGUAGCAAACUCAACAACUAUCAAAUGGAAAGAAGGAAUGGAUUUAACGAAAAGGUUCCAGGAAAGUGCAGCUGGUUCCAAACGUGCCCACCAAGAAGCACAAAGUUUUUUUAGCUGGUUUACAGAUGAGUCUGAUGGAGCAACGGAUGAAUUAGGAGAAAUGAUCAAAGAUGAAAUAUGGCCUAAUCCAUUGCAAUAUUAUUUUACAUUUGCAGGACAAGAUGAUGAUGGUGAUGAUGAAGGUGAAGAUGAUGAUGAGGAGGGUGAUGAAGAUAUAGUUGAAAUUGAUGAGGAUGAUGAAGAUGAUGACGAUGAAGUUGUUGUUAUUGAGGAAGACGAGGAGGACUUUGAUGAAGAUGAGGGUGAUGAAGGAGAAGACGAAGAUGUGGAUGGACAGGAAGGUGGAGAAGAUGAAGAUGAGUAUGUUGAAGAGGAGGAAGAAGAGGAAGGUGAUGAUGAACAGGAGGUAGAGGAUCCAGAAGCUGAUCCUGCACCCCAAGAUGAUGCUGCCUGAGUAUUGCCAUAUAGAACAGUGUAAAGAUAUGAACAAUUUUAUCAUCUUCAACGGCGAUGAGCCUAAAGGCUGUCCAUCUAUCACACGCAAAAACAGACAUUUCAAAAACAACCUGUAAACUAAGACCUCAUUUUUACUUUUCUUGCUUGUGUGUAUAUUAGGCUAUUGAACCCAAGUGAUACAAGUCAUGUUUAUAAUCUAGAAUGUUUUCGUAUAGUUUUGUUAGCGCGAGUUUACAAUUUCCACGAAAUCAACUGCUAAGCCUAAGGGUUGUGUUGGAAUUGCAUGAGUCACAGCUUCAAUAUUGAAGUUUUUGGUUUAUAAAGAAGAGUUUAUCUCUAUACGAGGUCUCCGCGCAAAAGAAUUUCAAUAUUUUUAUUGCUUGGGGAAAAUGGAUACGGUAAACAUUACCAAUUCACAAUUUCGGAUAACUCAGUAGCGAAACAAAACGAUUUACCAGUUUGAAAUAUGAAUGCAGGGAUUGAAUGGCGCAUAAAAUUGAAUAUAACUUUCCAGUUUACUUAUGACAUUAUAGAGUUUAAGGUAUCCGGACAGAAUUUGUAUAAUUAAACAAGCAAAAAGAAAAAUGCACGAAUGAAAACAAUGCUACCUGUGGUACCUAAUCUCUCUGUGAGGCAUCUGGAAUUAUGCGUAACUACUUAGUGGUGUGGAUUUUUCAAAUACUGCGCCUGCGCGGAGUUAUGACGAAGUUGUGAAAAACAAUACAGACGUAUGACAAUUGUCGUUAAGUUUAAAGAACAUAUAUUAAGGAUAAAUGGCCACUACUGGUUUAAAAUGCAGUUUUGAAACUGCGCGUUUGAAACGCAAUCAAACAGCUCAUGGAGUAAUGUGUUAUUUUGUGUAAAUUUGAUUGCAUAAGAGAAAUUCACUUUUUGCGUACGACGUUUCACGCAUUGUAAUUUGUUGUAAAUCACGGUUUUUAUUAAAACUCGCAA
Dendronephthya gigantea is the source of this 1980-nucleotide messenger RNA. Its product is annotated as protein SET-like. Lineage: Eukaryota; Metazoa; Cnidaria; Anthozoa; Malacalcyonacea; Nephtheidae. The transcript has 7 exons. The record is from RefSeq and is a predicted model, not a curated record. Gene Ontology annotation, biological process: nucleosome assembly. Gene Ontology annotation, molecular function: chromatin binding; histone binding. Gene Ontology annotation, cellular component: nucleus; chromatin. Bases 77 to 1024 code for a protein of 315 amino acids.